Messenger RNA from Acaulospora morrowiae, 498 nucleotides. The record is from the annotation of a GenBank genome assembly. NCBI's taxonomy places the organism in Eukaryota, Fungi, Glomeromycota, Glomeromycetes, Diversisporales, Acaulosporaceae.
AUGAAAAAAGAAGCAAUUGACUCACAUGAAACGUUUCUUUUUAACUUUGAUGAGAAUUCUCCUGAGUAUAUUAAUCGAAAUAAGGAUAAUGAGUUGAAUAAUGACAGUACAAGUUUUAAUUAUGAAAGUUUAAUAUCCAAUAGUUUUGAAACUGAUAGUGAUAGUACUAUAAAUAAAUCUCAGGAUUGUGAAAUCGAAGUAUAUCCAUUUUCAUGGGAAAAAACUGAAUUUGAAAAGGCUCAUUCAAUGAUUAAUACAAAUGAAAAUAACAAACCUACAUGGGAAGAUAUCAAUGAGGAAAAUAGUGAUAUGAAUUUAUUAUCUAUACCAGAAAUAGAGUCAAUAGAAUCAAUGGAAGGAAAUACAUACUUAAUUGAGAACACAUUUGGUCAAAGUUUAACAUCUUGUGUUCUUUUGGAUAUGAUUGAUGGACAUAUUCAAUAUUGUUCAAACAAAACAGAUAGACAACGACCUUUAGCACAAUUAGUAGGCACAUGA